Nelumbo nucifera (sacred lotus) is the source of this 1008-nucleotide messenger RNA. Its product is annotated as thioredoxin H9-like. The record is from RefSeq and is a predicted model, not a curated record. Lineage: Eukaryota; Viridiplantae; Streptophyta; Magnoliopsida; Proteales; Nelumbonaceae.
CGAGAAAAGAAUUUAUAUUUAACAACCAUUUCAAAAUUUGGAGCGUUGCCUUUUUUUCGUUUUUGGGGCCCCCCUCUCUCCCCCUUUCUUCAUCACGAAAUUCAAUUAGAAAUUUCCAUUCUGAAAUACUGUACAGUUGAAAGGAUAGAAUCAAUACGAAUAAAAGCUCAAAUCAGGGAUUAAUUUGGAGUGCCUCUCAAUAUCGGUGUAGGUAGCAUUUCGUCUAAUCACUGUAAUUUGAAGGGUACACUUGUGUUCAUUUCACCAGGGGCCAAUACUUCAUGGGAAAUUGUUGGCGUAAGAAACGCUAUAGUGAUGAUUGUUCGAAACAUAAGAUAGGAUUUGGAAGUGGAAAUGUGUCAGUAAUAAAUACCAAAGAAAGUUGGGAUGAAAAGCUAACAGAAGCAAGCAAGAAUGGGAAGAUAGUUGUGGUGAAUUUUAGUGCAUCAUGGUGUGGUCCAUGCAAAUCGAUUGCACCGUUCUACUGUGAACUAUCUGAGAAAUACCCUUCUCUCAUGUUCCUAUCUGUGGAUGUUGAUGAACUAGCUGAAUUCAGUUCUACGUGGGAUAUCCGAGCUACUCCAACUUUCUACUUCCUUAGAGACGGUCAGCAAGUAGACCAGAUUGUGGGUGCUAACAAGUCAGAUCUUCAGAAGAAGAUAGCUUCUCAUGCUAAGUAACAAAAUCCUCUAAAUGACAACCCUUCAUGAGAGCCGUUUUGUCUUUGUUGUAUACCCUCAACCAAGAGAGAGAGAGAGAGUAGACUCAGUUUUUCUAGUUCCUACGUACCCUCAGCCAAUGUUACUGAUUUCAGGCGGUACAUCUUUUUAUUUGGGGUGAGGGAGGGGUUGCUUUGUUUCGAGUGUAUAUGUAAACCACACCAUGUAUUAAUCUUGUAAAAUCACAAAAUUCUCUGAUGGAUCCUUUCAUUUCAUUCGCCAAAUACACAGUAAAACUAGGGAGGCUUCUUGUAAACCAGAAUAAAAUGAUAUUUUAUUAUGAAGUUGA